UUCCUCUUCAUUCUCAGAGAAGACGCGUGAAGAUGUCGGAUCAAUAUAGUGGUUAUACCGCAGGGGCAGUUGGGGCCCAACCCAGCUACAACUAUUCAGGUUACAGUAGUACGGAAAGCAGUGGGUACACCCAACCUGCCAGCUAUGCUCAACAGCCUGCAGCAGGUACAGCAGCUUAUGGCCAGAAUUACAGUUAUGGACAGACAGGCUACACCCAGGCAGCCCCGCAGGCAACGCAGCAGACUUCUUAUGACCAAACUUCAUAUGCUCAGACAGCCCCCUCCACUCAGCAAGCUUACGGACAGUACGGCCAACAAAGUUACUCUCAGCAGCCAAGUGACAACUCGGGCUACGGCCAGACGGCUUCUUAUUCUCAACCAGGUUAUGGUCAGACUGCUGCGCAGACCACGAGCAGUUCGUACGGCCAACAGAGCUACGGACAGCAGUCUCAGCCUCAGCAGAGCAGUUACACCAGUCCUCCACAGCAACAGUCUCAAAGCUACGGGGCCCAGCAGCAACAGAGCUACGGGGGGCAGUCACAGGGGGGCUACGACAGCAGCAGUUACGGCAGUGACCAGUCCAGUGGAUACGGAGGUCGCUAUGGUAGCGGAGGUAGUAGCGGGGGACCAGGGGGUGGUGGUGGCAGUAGUUAUGGCGGAGGACGCGGUGGAGGUUACAACAAAGGUGGUAACAGUUCCUAUGGCGCAGGAGAACAAAUGGAGACACAGGUGGACACUAUAUUCGUGUCCGGGCUCCCUGACACCGUCAAUGAAGAGGACCUGAAAAAACACUUCGGCAGUAUUGGCAUCAUUAAGAUGGACAAGAAGACCAUGUCCCCUAAAAUCUGGAUCUACAAAGAUAAAAUGACAAACCGGCCGAAGGGGGAGGCAACUGUGACGUUUGAUGAUCCGGAGACUGCCAGCGCAGCCAUCAAGUGGUUUAAUGGUCAGCCUUUCUUGGGAGGUCCCGUUGUGAAUGUGGAGUUGGCCCAGAGGAAAGCCUCUUCCUUCUCAAUGAGGGGAGGACGAGGUGGACGAGGAGGCGGACGUGGUGGAGGACGUGGUGGAUUUGAUGGAGAUCGUGGCCGAGGAGGCGGCGGUGGUGGAGGAGGAGGUGGUCAACCAAGACAAGGUGACUGGAUCUGUCCACAAGAGAGCUGUGCUAACACCAACUUUGGCUGGAGAAAUGAGUGUAACCGGUGUCGUACCCCUAGGCCAGAUGGAGAGGGCGGAUUUGACGAUGAUGGUGGUCGGCGAGGUCGGGGCCGUGGACGUGGCUUUGGUGGUGGCCGUGGAGGAUUUGGUGACCGUGGUGGCCGGGGAGGCAGAGGUGGAUUCGGAGGAGGCCGUGGUGGUUUUGGUGACCGUGGAGGUCGUGGUGGGUUCCGUGGAGGCCCCAGAGGAGGGUACGGUGACCGUGGGGAUAGAGGCCGUGGAGGCCGUGACGACAGAGGCGAUAGGAGACCAAGACCGUACUGAGAAAAACAAAGUUUUACUCUUUUAAACUCCUAGAGUGUUUUCUUUAUUUUAUUUCCUGGCCAUGUUUCCGAUUCCUAUAAAAUGGAUCAAAACAUUUGGGUGGAAAUCCAUGUGACUAUUCAAAUAUAUGUUAAUGUCUUCAAACUCGUCAUCACAAUCACUGUUCAUUUCAUUCACCCAUUUGUCAAUUCAUUGCCUCAUUUGGCGAAAACAUUGUGACGUGUUUUCUUGUAAUAAAAUGUCAGAAAUUAUACGAA
Molecule: messenger RNA, 1735 nt
Organism: Liolophura sinensis
Lineage: Eukaryota; Metazoa; Mollusca; Polyplacophora; Chitonida; Chitonidae
Product: TATA-binding protein-associated factor 2N-like
Exons: 17
Coding region: 33-1478 (481 amino acids)
Biological process (GO): regulation of DNA-templated transcription
Molecular function (GO): RNA binding
Source: RefSeq, a predicted model, not a curated record